Molecule: messenger RNA, 3752 nt
Organism: Haliotis rubra (blacklip abalone)
Lineage: Eukaryota; Metazoa; Mollusca; Gastropoda; Lepetellida; Haliotidae
Product: cyclic nucleotide-gated channel rod photoreceptor subunit alpha-like
Exons: 12
Coding region: 750-3701 (983 amino acids)
Biological process (GO): transmembrane transport; potassium ion transport
Cellular component (GO): membrane
Molecular function (GO): voltage-gated potassium channel activity; protein-containing complex binding
Source: RefSeq, a predicted model, not a curated record
UCCUGCGCGAACAGUUGGACGGCACGCCAACCCGUAUUGACACAAAAUAGAUCCAACGCUCGGCUGUGUGUACCAAUGAGAGUUCCCCGCGCCGGCAUCUGUAGAUCAGCUACGGUACCUAAUUCGGCUGGAUUUGCAAUUCAUUUACGAGGUGAUAAAAUAUUGUUACGAUAAGUGGCACUGUUGGUUCUAGUGUAUGAUUACAGUAGGUUUAAAACGGAGAUUGAACAGUGUUGGGUUGUUUUGUUGCAUUAAACCAGGUACCGGCAGCAAAACAAUCAGUUUCAAUGUUGUGGAGGCUAUUACGCUGAUGGAUGUAUAUAAACAUACUAUGACUGACGCUAUACGGGAUAAUGCUUGUCAGUUUCGCUCGGAUGAUGUCAAUUUCAAGCUGACAGUUUCGUCGGAGCAUUUUCUUGCAAAACAAACACGCUGGUAACGUCCUCUCCAUAAGCAAGGAUAUCUGCCGUGAACCGCGACAUCCAAACGGUCCUACAGCAAGGAUACUUCGAGACAGUUUCUCCAAUAUAUUCGUAGGAUAAGUGUUCAGUGUGUCUUUAAGCUGUUAAUUAUAGACAAACACACAUUAAACCAUCCCACUCCCAGGACUGCUUCUGGUGUAAUGCGAUUGAAAGGUACUAAUUUGAUCACAUCAGGGAAAUGUCUACAAGAUCUAAAGCCGAGAGAAGUGUGAAUGUAACAAAGACUACCUUUGCCAAUGGCUGGUCGUCCUGCAUCCCAAAAGGAUAAUGGUUGAUCAUCAUCAGUCAACCCAGGACGAAAUUGUCCUACAUAACGUUCAAGACCAAGGGACGGAGCAAUUACCCAAUGGCCCCUGCACAAGUCCUGAAGAGGAAGGGGCGUCGCGGUCCCAAAGGUCUAGUUCGGAAUCAAGUAGUUCCAGUAAGAAAUCAAGACUUAAAAAACUAUCCCGUAAAGGAGCAAGCAUAUUGCCAAAUAACAGCAACUGGCGUCGGUUGCGGACCACGCUUAAAGUGGCGAGCGAAAUGCAGACUCAAAAGAAGAAGGGAACACUGGAGAGGCAGGAUUCAUUUCUGAGGAAAUUCUCUACAAGGAAUCAACGAGUGGAUGAGUGUUCGGAUGAUGAGGAUAAGAAACCUAGUUACUGGCGUCCUGCUAAAUCCCGGCGUCAUUUUGUGAUUCAACAUGACGGGAAAUUUAUGUUCUACUGGCUUGGUGUGAUGACCGUGGCUGUUCUGUACAACAUGUGGACGUGUAUAGCCAGAGAAGCGUUCAGGGAAAUUCAGUCAGGAUGCAAUUAUUGUUGGUUUACGAUGGAUGCGUUUGUGGAUCUUCUUUACCUUCUGGACGUCCUGGUUCAGUUUAGAACAGGAUACCUAGAUCAAGGACUGAUGGUCUAUGAUUCCAAAAAGCUAGCUAGGCGAUACUUGAAGUCACGCACCAUAUACUUUGACACGUUGUGUCUUAUACCCACGGAUCUGAUUCAGUUUUAUAUAGGGAUUCAUCCAAUGAUUCGAUUUCCACGAUUCCUCAAAGUGUACAGAACCUUCCGUUUUAUUCAUAUGCUGGAAUCCAAGUCAGCCUAUCCUAAUUUUUUCCGUGUGGCCAAUUUGUCACAUAUGCUAUUCCUUGGAGCGCAUUGGUUUGCAGCAUUUUAUUACCUAAUAUCUGAAGCAGAGGGUUUCGUCGGUGGAUGGUCCUACCCAAGACCCGAAGGGGAGUACGCUUCAGUGACCCGGAAGUACUUAGCUUCGCUUUUCUGGUCGACUUUGACCUUGACAACAAUAGGUGACCUUCCACCCCCGGAUACCAACUGGGACUGGCAAAUGUCAAACGUUGCAUAUGUUUUUGUUAUCGUGAGUUACCUCAUUGGAGUCUUUAUAUUCGCUACAAUCGUAGGUCAGGUCGGCAACGUGAUAACAAACAGGAAUGCCAGCAGACAGGAAUUUGAGAGAUUGCUGGAUGGCGCUAAAUUGUAUAUGCAAACCCAUAACGUACCUCCUGAUCUUCAAAAACGUGUCCAGCGUUGGUACGACUACGUGUGGUCCAGGGGUCGCCUCAACGGCUGCGACAUCAACUCUCUUGGUCUCCUGCCAGACAAGCUAAAAACAGAACUCGCAAUCCACGUCAAUCUUGAAACGCUGAAAAAGGUGACGAUCUUCCAGGAAUGUCAGCCGGAGUUCCUCCACGACCUGGUCCUCAAGAUGCGAGCCUACAUCUUCACCCCCGGGGAUCUAAUCUGCCGGAGGGGGGAGGUCGCCAGGGAGAUGUUCAUUGUUGCAGAUGGUGUUGUCGAGGUCAUCAGUGAAACUGGCACCGUCCUGAAACGAAUGGCAGCAGGGGACUUCUUCGGAGAAAUAGGAAUUCUUAAUCUUGAUGGCGGCAUAAACAGACGUACAGCUGACGUGCGCUCCGUGGGUUACUCCGAGCUGUUUGUGCUGUCCAGGGAAGAUGUACUUGGGGCCUUAAAGGAUCAUCCUGAUGCGGAGUCCAUCAUCCGAGACUAUGGACAACGUCGCCUACGGGAGAUAGAAGCCCAUCGCCAGAAGGUGAAGCCGCUUCAGAGGGAGGAGGGUUCCGAGGGACUUCACGGGGUGAAGAACUCCCUCCUUAUGACCAUCCGUAGCAUGUCUCCGAAACUGAGGCGCCACGAGCAGUCGCCCUCAUCUCCAAGGUUCAGUAAAGGGAACAGUUUGAAAAAUAUGGGCUUCUCUUUUAAUUCCGAGGAUGGUCCUUUUGAUUCAGAAGUGAAGUAUUCUCAAAGUAGUGGGCUUUUUGAAACGGUUUGUGGUAAUUUAAGGCGUUUGUUUCAUAGGAAGGUUAAGAGGAAGAAAGGUGAUGACGGGAUCACUUUGGACAACAGAGGGACAACUGAGGACCAGGCAUCCUCUGUUCAGGACAGUGGUUCUGAUAAGGAUGCACAGGCGAAAGUGUCUAAACUAUCCCAAGUGUUUAUAAAUACUCUUCAGUCAAAGAAACGGCCUGGUUAUAUGGCGGUGAGGACCGACGAUCAGGAGUCAUGUGACAGUGAAGCAGACGACAAAUCGUCCGACACAAAAGACAACCAAAUCAUUGAUCUGACCACAGCUGGAAAGCUAAAACAAUUAAAAGCCAAAGAAAUAUCGGAUGAGAAAGCACUUCGAAGUCAGAAAGAAUACACACCUCCACCGUUGCCGGUCAACAUGUCAUCUUCCAGAGAUUGUACUCCAUCUCCAACAGCCAAAAAAAGUAGUUCUAGAGAAUUUACGCCUCCUCCUUCCGCGAAACAAUCAAGUUCGCGCGAGUUCACGCCCCCUCCUAGCGCGAACCUUCUGAGGCAAAGACAAUACACCCCUCCUCCUGUUGAUAAUGUCAAGAAGUUUGAUAUACCAAGAUGCAAAAGCUCUUCUGCUUCAGAAUUAAUAAGGAGAGAUAACUCUCGCCUCGCCCUUCGCCUGAGUUCACCGCCGAGGGAUUACGUGGCUCAUAUCUCCACUCCUCCUCUAGCAUCAUCUAACCCAGCUUACAGCAUACUAACCCCUCCUCCUGCUAAGUCUAUCAGCACUUACACCUGUGACGUCGAUAAGUCUUCUUGUGACUCUAGUCAACUGUCGCCAAGGAAAGACAGUUCAUAUUUUGAUGAUGAUGAUGCAUCAGGCCAUUUAGCAGAAAAUGGACAAAGGAGAAAUUGCCUGUAUGUUCUUUGUUUUUUAAUCUUUUUAGAAUCGAUAUUUUCUUGACACAGAUAAUGACAAACUAUUUUCAGACUAACUGUACGUAUUGCAAAGUUC